AUGGAGCGCGGCGACCACACACCCUUCGGUCGACGCCCGCUCCUCCGCUCUAGUCGCGUCCCGCGGGAAAGGAAGAAAAGUGCCCACAGCCCCCCAGAGGCAGCGGCCGAACCUAAUCUGGGCGGCCCCUUCGGCGAUGAAGCAGCUCCGCCGGCAGCCGCCUUGACUGUGAGAUCUCCCGCAGGCGGCCGCCGCUACAGAUGCGGCCGCCGCCGCCGCUGCUGCUGCCGCCUCCGAGAACCCGGGCCCCGGCUCAUGAAGUGGGCACCGUGCGGAGAGAGCAGCGAGGCGGUGAGACAAGAAAUAAAGAUAAAGAAAAACGGGAAAGAAGAAAAAGGAAGCGCUGGGUGGCAGAGAAGACAGUGCCUUCCCCCUCUGGGGAUGACAGCCCACCAGAGCCCCCUCCCCUUCUCUUCCCUUUCCUCCCGCCCUCCAACCCUAAGCCUCAAGUCAGGCACAAACGAUAGCCACCGCCGCCCGCUGCCGCUGCUGCUGCAGCCUCCACCGCCACCGCCGCCGCCUCAGCAGCUGCAGCAGGGACAUCCACCCCGCGCGCCUGCCCCGCGCAGACUGAACUGGCCGCGCGGGCGCCCAGGCUCCCCUCCUCCCAAACCCUCCCCCGCCCCCCAGCCGCUGGCUCCACAGAGCAUGCCCAGUAUUGCAGCCGCCGCCGCCGCCGCCGCCGCCGUCUCCCCUGGUCGGGAUCCUGGCGCCUCGCCGUGCACUGCUGGAAAACUUUGCCUGCCCUGGGAUGUGCCUUCUCUGAUGGCUCUUCACUAUCUCUGCCUCUGAACUCAAAGCCUGCUCUCUUGAUUGAUGACUUCUCCUUUCUAACCCAUCAUUUUAGGCAAGCACCAGGCAUGUUUCACCUCACUCCUUAUCCAGGCCAACUCCAUAGACUAGCCAACUGCCUUUCUGACCCUGAUUUACCUUUUCCUUCCCUUACCACCCCGAAUACACAGUUCUGGAACUCCUUCAGUUUUGCUAAAGGAAGUGUGUAAUGACACAAUUUUUAGGACCAAAUAUGUUCCCUGGUUCUCUCUCUUUUAUGUGCUGCUCUGACACCCAACACCAUUAAAAAGUAAGGUCCUCCAGGGCAAGGAA
Molecule: messenger RNA, 1104 nt
Organism: Monodelphis domestica (gray short-tailed opossum)
Lineage: Eukaryota; Metazoa; Chordata; Mammalia; Didelphimorphia; Didelphidae
Source: RefSeq, a predicted model, not a curated record